Molecule: messenger RNA, 1119 nt
Organism: Ostreococcus tauri
Lineage: Eukaryota; Viridiplantae; Chlorophyta; Mamiellophyceae; Mamiellales; Bathycoccaceae
Product: Aromatic amino acid beta-eliminating lyase/threonine aldolase
Exons: 1
Coding region: 1-1119 (372 amino acids)
Biological process (GO): L-threonine catabolic process; glycine biosynthetic process
Cellular component (GO): cytosol
Molecular function (GO): L-allo-threonine aldolase activity
Source: RefSeq, a predicted model, not a curated record
AUGAUGAAAACACUGAGCGAUGGCGUCGUCGACGCUCGGAGCGACACGGUGACCAAGCCGACCGCGAAUAUGCGCCGAGCGAUGGCGGACGCGGUGGUCGGGGACGACGUCUUGGGCGACGACGCGACGGUGAAGGCGCUGGAGCGAGCGAUGGCGAAGCGUUUCGGAUUCGAGUCCGCGGUGUACACGCCGAGCGGGACGAUGGCGAACUUACUCGCGGUCGCGACGCAUUGCGACGAGCGUGGGAGCGAGUGCAUUUGUGGGGAUAAGUCGCACGUGCAUCUGUACGAACAGGGUGGGAUGUCAUCGCUGAUGGGGGUGCACUCAAGAACGUUGGCGAAUCGAGACGAUGGGACGAUCGCAAUCGAGGACAUUAAGGGCGCGAUUCGGGCCGUGGGAGACGAUCACUUUCCGGUGACGAAGGUUGUUUGUCUGGAGAAUACGCAGAAUAAGUGCGGGGGGAAGGUUUUGAGUCGAGAGUACGUUCGCGAGGUGUCGGCGCUGUGCAAGUCGAGAGGGGUCAGGUUGCACAUGGAUGGCGCGCGAAUUUGGAACGCAAUCGUGUCGUCUGGCAUCCCGACGGAAGAAAUCCUCGAGGGAUGUGACUCUGCGAGCGUGUGCCUGAGCAAAGCCAUCGGGGCGCCGGUCGGAAGCGUGUUGCUCGGUGAAACCGAGUUCGUGCGAAAGGCGAAGCGUUUGCGCAAAGCGCUGGGAGGAUCGAUGCGACAAGUCGGUGUUUUAGCCGCCGCCGCGCUCGAAGCCAUGACUGAAGUAUUUCCCAUGCUCAAGGAUGAUCAUGCGCGGGCGCGAAAAUUCGCGAGUGCGCUCACGGGGUUGAACGGAUUGGAAGUCAUGACGCCAGACUCAAACAUGGUUUUCGUGCGCAUCACCGCGCCGGGUGUCACCUGCGAAACAUUCGUGGCUGAACUCGAGGAUAAUCACGGCAUACUGGUGUUACCGACGAGUGCGGACACCAUUCGCGUCGUGUUCCAUCAUCAAAUCACGGACAGGGCCGUGGAGCGCCUCAUCUCCGGCUUUCGUGAGAGCCUUAGUGAACUUGCGAGAGGCUCGCACGUGCUCGAUAAGCUCAUGUCACGAGUAGACGCACUUGAGACGUAA